This is a messenger RNA of Ceraceosorus guamensis, 764 nucleotides long. RefSeq lists its product as hypothetical. The coding region runs from base 142 to 537 and encodes 131 amino acids. Lineage: Eukaryota; Fungi; Basidiomycota; Exobasidiomycetes; Ceraceosorales; Ceraceosoraceae. The record is from RefSeq and is a predicted model, not a curated record. The transcript is spliced from 2 exons.
GUGGAAACUUGAAUGCUUUAUGCUCCACCGCCGACAUAGGGCCGCUCAACCUCCAUCCCGGGCUUCAUCACUGGCGAUUCAGAUUUUGUUAUACAGCGGCGCACCGCGACUCAUUCACGUAUACAUCAACGGGAGGAGAUCAUGGCUCCUAAGCGACGCAGUCCGUCUCCGACUCCUUCCAGCGCCACUUCGAGUCCCAAGAAGGGCAAGGCCGCCCCAGCUUCCUGGACUGAGCAAGACGACCAGCAUUUGCUUCUUGCCCUAUUGGUUUCGGAUGGCAACAUGCCAGUACUCAAUGAAGAGAAACGAGCUGCAAUGACGCUCGUUUCGAAGCGCAGCGAGGAAGCUGUCAAAGUGAGUCGUUGCGCAUCAGAAGCGGUGGCCGCUGUUUCUGGAGCAUUGCUGACAAAAGCUUGCGCCUGUUCGGGCAUCACCAGCACCGUUGGAAGAAAGUGCUUAGACCUGCUUUGCAGAAGGUCAUCGAUGAGAUCGGGAAUGCCAGCAAGAGUAAAGAGUAAAAACAACGAUGCAGUCUAGAAUCAAGACGGGCUCUCAAAUCGAGACUGUCGACUCACCAACAAGCUCGAAUCAAACGCCGAGGAUUGACGCUACCCAAGAUAGUCGCACAUCACAGGCGCUGUGUCAAGCAAGGCCAGACGACGAGAACAGCUGUGCAGCUUUUGUCCGUCUUCAAGCCUCUCGACUUGCAUGCUGGGAAGAUCAUCAGAUCGAAGAACUCAUCUCAAUGAAUGACUUUGAUGACA